GAGAUCUCGUUUACCAGAGCAGAAGUAAGUACAGUGUCGGCCAUAGAGGUUUUGUUUUGUGGCAAAUACUUGCUCCUCCAUGAAUCAACAAUAUAAAAACCGAAACUUGUUCCAAGAUAAUAAAAUUCGCGGAAAAACUGAAGUACCAUUCUAUAACCGUUAUAGCUCAUGAUCGAGUUGUGAUGCAAUUAUACACUCAUUUCCAAGGAUCAGAUGCAAAAGACAAGUAUUCUUCUAAGAGGAUUCGAACUUUCGAGAAGGCAAAAUCAUGAUUUUACAAUUACUGUCUCUGAUCAUAUCUGCUUCAGAAGCUUCAAAUACCGGAGAAGAACAACGUAAAUACACCACCUUCAAAGAUCUCACUAAGACGCGCGAAUUCAUCGACAAAUCCAUGCUGAUCAAAUUCAUUCUGGAUAACCACUGGCAUAUCUACAUUGACGCUCCUCCUGGCUUUGGCAAGACCACAAACCUACAAAUGCUCCGAGAUUUCUUUGCCUUGGAUGUCAAUUCUCAAGGAUACUCUAUUAACGCGGCAGAGAUCCUAAAAACUGACGAAACCUUUCAGAAUAUCGGUAAAAGGCGUAAAGGUCUACGGAAUACCUUAGCAAAACGCGUAUCUUUCGUGAGUGACACCCAAAGCCAAUCCGAUUCCGGCUCCGAGAACGUUACGAAAACUUUCAGCGUCUCCACAAAAUCAUUAAAAAACUAUGAUACUUUCUCGAAGCCGCCACUGAGAAUAUUGCAGGAAUCGCCGGAGUUAUUUGAGACCCAGUUUGCUCGAUAUCCUGUCCUCUUCAUCGACUUUGAAAAUUUGUCGACGAAGUCCUACCAAGAUUACAUACGUACUUUCAAAGUAAUGAUCUCGAAGCUCUUCGAUCAAUUUAAGUACUUGUUAAAAAGUAACAGACUAUCGAGAAGCAAUAAGGAUGAAUAUUUACUCUUCCGUGACCAGGUUACAGGACUGAGCAUGAACGAGGUAACGCUCGGAGGAGUAAAACUUGCCGGACUUUUAUCGGCACAUCAUCACCGAAAAGCGAUAGUUUUAAUUGACAACUUUGACGUACCGAUACGUGAAGCUCUCUUGGCGCCACAUCUCGACAUGGAAAGCUACAGGGAGAUUGCAUGGAGUGUUUCCCGGAUGGUGAAGGGGCUGACAGAAAGCAGGUUUGUUCAUCGGACCAUAGUAACUGGCAGUCUCCGAAUUGAAAUUGCAGAUGGACUGAUCCAUUUCCACAUCUUCGAUGCCGAAUCUCUGCAUAGGUAUUACGGCCUCACAGAUUAUGAUGUUUUAGAACUUGCCAAACGGUCUAACGGACAGAAGAAUAUUGCACACGUCAGAAAUUGGUACGGUGGCUACAAAACAGCGAGCAAGGGUCAUGAUAUCUACAACACACGCUCAACAAUCAGCUACUUCAAGACGGGUGUGCUCAAACCUUACAGAUUUGAGUCCAUCAAAUUUAAAACCUUAAAAACUCUCCUGGCUUUCAGAAAAUUAGGUCGCGACUUGGAAGAAGCAUUCGAUGAUAAAACGCGACUCUGUAUCCGGGAGAAAAUUUCGUGGCGACGUUUCAGGCGACUGCGACGAACGAUAUUCUCCUCCAAUCAAACCGUCCUCCAUAGGAGUCUGUUCCUGCAAAUUCUCCUCGACCAUGGCUUUUAUACCAUUCAAGAUGGAAAUAAACUCCACGUGCCGAACUUCGAAGCAAUGCUGGACAUCAAAAACUUAAUCUUCGACCGAGGAUACUACAUCGACAAACUAAACAUCCCUGACCAGACUAUUGAUUCUUUUGUGCAGAGCAUCGAUCGCCUGAGUGGAGAGGACACGUCUUUUCACAACUUUUUCGGAGCGGUCACAGAACUCUUCAAGAACCGCAUACCACGAGGUGCACGAGAACUGGCGCACACCUUGGUCACUUUAGUGGCGGACGCUCGCAAGUUUAGCUUGUUACGUGGUCAGGACACUCCGGAAAGUGGCCGGCAGGAUGUCCUCGUGAAGCGAUCCACGGAAAUUGGAAUCGUCAUCGGAAUCCUGGUUGGGUCGAUUAAUGAAGAGACGCUAAAACCUGUUUACCACAAGAGUUUACAAGUGUUUCCCGACUGUAAAUUCAGGGUUGCGAUUUUGCUAGGUUUAAAACCGCAAGGAGCGGCCGGAGAUCUUGACAUUUUGUACGCGUUUGACAAUCGUACUGUUGUGGACAGCAGUACGUACCGAUAUGAAUCACGUGUGACAACGGAUGCCGCUACGAUUACACAGGGUUAUUCAAAAGUCACGCACCACUUACCAUGAGGGGGAUGGCCAUUUGAAAUUUUUGAGUUGCUCCCCACCCCCUUCCCCCGGAGGGGAUCAAAAGUACCUAAAACAUUUUCUAUCUCAAUACGAGGAAAAACGUCACAGACCGCAAAUCGAUAUCUUAAUUAGAACUAAAGUUAUGGCAAGUAGUGCGUGACUUUUGAAUAACCCUGUAGGAAAAACGGGUGGUCGACCAUGACGUCGUCCUGUCACUUCUCCAUUCAACAAUUGAUGUUAGGCAAAAAUCGGUCGUCGAACUUGAGAGGUAUCACUACCAUCAACCGCACCGUUGAGAAAAAGAGAGAAGGCUAUUCGGAGGCAAAUUAAUGAUUAAGCCGCGGCAAAAAUGGGGAGAAAUUUUAAUCGGCGAUGGCAUCACAUCAUUCCUGCAUUCUGUAGGCAAUGUUGAACAAAGGUCAAUCUACCGAGCUUACAAAAUGUUCCUCUUAAUUUAAGUUUUGAACAAAAAAGACAGAACAUAAAUGGACCGCAUUUUGCAAUUAGGAACUAUAAAUUCCGGCUCAGUUUAGAAAGAAUGUAUGAUCCACUGAUGAAUUUAUGCACAUAAGGGUUUUAACGGUUGAGCCAGAAAUUGUAGUUUCCAAUUAUAAAAUGUAGUCCUAAUGAAAAUUAAAAUUUUAGAGGAGAUCAAUCUCUUCAGUCUGAAAAUAUCAGUUCCCUUAACUGCAAAUUUUUGUACUUGUAUUGAAUCGUAUUGAAUUUUGUAAUUUUCACCGAAUAAAAUAGCAAUAUUUGGCACUAAUGUAUUAUACGUGAAAAAUAGAUUAUAAAAUAAACAUUCACAAAGGACACGUUUAUAGCGCAUCAUAAUUACAGUCGGUAUGAGCAUCGUUAGUGAUCAAUAAUAGUAAUAGAAUCAUCAGUGACGAUGAAGCCUGAUAUGCGCCUUCUAUUGAGUGAGUAUGUGUGCAGUCACAACUCUCAAGCCUGUAAUGUUGCUUCACUCAGAAAUGAAGGCGCGUGCGAGGAUGAGCUGUUCCAAAGGCGCGUUCACACAGCCCGUCAGUCUACAGCUUCGCGUCAGACGUAAGAAA
Molecule: messenger RNA, 3345 nt
Organism: Bemisia tabaci
Lineage: Eukaryota; Metazoa; Arthropoda; Insecta; Hemiptera; Aleyrodidae
Source: RefSeq, a predicted model, not a curated record